AUGGCUCGUGGACGUAAACUAGACUUCAUUGCUGCAAUACCACAGCCUCCAUUACAGUUUGUUAUGGGAGAUAACAUUGCCACUUCCAGUGAAAACAUCCUGCGGGAGGCAAAUCUGUGGCAAAUACAGAUCCAAUUGGCUGGCCGCAAUCAGCGCCAUCGGUGUCCACAUCUUCCCACUGUAAUCUAUGAAAAGAUUAAUAAACCAUGCUUGAUUACUGAGUAUGUGGAGAAAUAUGCUUCAUAUGGAUAUAUUCAGCCCAGAGAAUCCUACAAACCACGAGAGGAAUAUCAGCGGCAUGAAGGCAAGAUGCAAAGCAUGACUACAUUCAGGGCAGACUAUACUCCACAUGAUAAUCAGCCUAGACCAUGCAGGCUGAGCGAAGAAUUCAAACAUUCCCAUGGAGUUAUGAAUCUGAACACCACGUACAAACGAGAUUUUAACAUACACCCAAUCCAACCAGUAGCUCCAGCACGACCGGUAGAACAAAUAAACAACUCUACAGCAAAGAUGGAAACAAUCCCUACGUACAAAGAUCAUUUCAAACAGUGGGAACUUCCUAAAAGAGAAACAUCUAAACCAGAAUAUACAUUCAAAGUACCGUCAGUCAAGUUUGCAAAUAAAACCACAUCUCACGAUGACUAUUCUUUUAAAGUGCCCAUUCCCAAAGAGAGUGUUAAGCCUCCAAAUUCUGUCAGGGUGUCAAAUGUGCCCUUUGAUGACAUGACCAACUAUCGGCAGCAUUUUGUACCGUAUACGUAUGAGCCCCGGAAAAGGCAUGAACAUGAGCAAUACAAACGAAAUGAUGAACCCUUUGAUGAUCUUACUACUCACAGGAGAGAUUUCAAGGGGCAAACAGGAGAGCUUACGGUACCUAUUCGACCUUCAUGCAUCAAACCUGACUCUGAUCCGCAGUUUUAUGAUUUGACUGAAUUUCGUGACAAGUACCGAACUUGGGCAGUAGAUCGACCAGCCAUGCACAAGGCUGUGGAAUUUGUGCCUCCUGGAGGCACGAUUAAUCUGAGCACCACUACUCACACAGACUACAUUGGACACAAAGUCCAACCGCUUGUUCCAGCCCGGCCUCUGCCCCAGAGGAGUAGGUUAAACGUUUCGUUUGAAGGGCAGUCCACCAUGAAGGCAGACUACAAACCUUGGGAUUCUGUACGGGAGCCUAUGAUCAAGCCACGUCAAGAACUACAGAAAGCUACUGGCCAACUCGAUGAUAUGACAACAUUCAGGGCUCAUUAUGUACCUCACCCAAUUAACCUGGUACAUUCCUUCAAACCCCGAAACUCCUACAAUCCCAACUUAGUGCCACUGGAUAAUGGAACCACCUAUCAAUUUAGUUUCACACCAAAACCUGUUCAGCUCUGUCCUGCGUCAUUCGCAGUACCCCCUGGUUAUGAGUACGUGGAAACUGACCCUCAAGGUCAUAAACUGUAUUGCCCAGUGUCUGAAAAGGAGAAUAUCCAGCCCAAAUCACUAAACACCUCCACAGAAUUGGUUCCAAAUAUUCAUGGACAUGAAAAACCUGCAAACGAUUUGAAAACAGGUUUCCCAACGAAUGGAAUAGUUGCAGCCUGA
Molecule: messenger RNA, 1587 nt
Organism: Hemiscyllium ocellatum (epaulette shark)
Lineage: Eukaryota; Metazoa; Chordata; Chondrichthyes; Orectolobiformes; Hemiscylliidae
Product: stabilizer of axonemal microtubules 2-like
Exons: 6
Coding region: 1-1587 (528 amino acids)
Biological process (GO): microtubule anchoring
Cellular component (GO): centriole; axonemal microtubule; sperm flagellum
Molecular function (GO): microtubule binding
Source: RefSeq, a predicted model, not a curated record